GAAACCACAAACCUGGCAAAGACCGACGGUGAGGAGUGGUGACCAACUCACACAACAGUCCAUCAAGAUACAGAGAGAAGUGCCUGCCGAAUGUUAGUUUUUCUGAGUCACUCGCACUCGCAGAGACAACCCACUAUGCUUUCAUUCAAAACUUCCCGCAUAUUAUUUAACUAACUCGCUCCGCCCCUUGUGCCUUCUGAGGGUGGGGGAUUCUCCUUAUCGGUUAUCCUCAAAUCUCUCUCUCUCUCUCCCCCCCCCCCAAAUCUGCAUCAUCAAUUAGUCGCCGCCGCCAAUGCUGCCAUACGCCACCAUUGAUGACGCCGCGGCGGCCCUUGGCCGGAACCUUACUUUCGCUGAGAAAUUGUGGUUCAAUUAUUCGGCCCAGAAAUCUGAUUAUUUCCUCUUCUGCCACAACAUUUUGUUCCUCUUUUUCGUCUUCUCUAUGGCGCCUCUACCUUUGGUUGUCGCCGAGGUUAUGAGAUCUAUGGGAAUUGAGAAGUAUAAGAUUCAGCCCAAAUUGCGACUCUCGCUUUCCGAAAUCUUUCGGUGCUACAAGGACGUCAUGGUCCUCUUCUUCCUCGUUGUUGGGCCUCUGCAACUCGUGUCGUACCCGUCUAUUGAGAUGGUUGGAAUCGGAACGGGUUUGCCAUUGCCAUCUGGGUGGGAGAUUAUGGCACAGUUGUUAGUGUAUUUCACAGUUGAGGAUUACACCAACUACUGGUUGCACAGAUUCCUUCAUGGGAAAUGGUUCUACGAGAAAAUUCACCGGGUUCACCAUGAAUAUACUGCUCCUAUUGGUUUUGCCGCGCCCUAUGCACAUUGGGCUGAAAUCUUGAUCCUGGGAAUCCCGUCUUUUCUUGGGCCUGCAAUUUGUCCUGGGCACAUGAUCACAUUCUGGUUGUGGAUAGUUUUGCGGCAGAUGGAAGCCAUUGAGACUCAUUCCGGAUAUGACUUCCCAUGGAUUCCCACAAAGUAUAUUCCAUUUUAUGGUGGUGCAGAAUACCAUGAUUACCAUCAUUACGUAGGGGGACAAAGUCACAGCAACUUUGCUUCUGUAUUUACGUACUGUGAUUUUAUUUAUGGUACUGACAAGGGCUAUCGAUAUCAGAGGAAGCUACUUUCAAAGCUGAAAGAGGGAUCAGAAAGCAAUGGAGAGCAGAAUGGAGGAUCGUACAAUCUUAAAUCUGAUUAGCUGUUGGACUCAUCUUCAAUUAGUUUCCUUCUCACUACACUUCUCACUGGUAACAACUGGUGGAAAACCUCGGUGUUAAAUGGCAAUUGCUGAUCUAGGUGGAGGAGUAAGGAAUCGAAGGUUUUAGUAUUUGUGGCAGUGGUUAAAUCGCGCUAUGUUGGUGUUCUGUCUUUGUGUAAGCUUCAACGAGUUGUGAAUUUUCAAGAAACUAGACAUCCUUUAAAAUCGAAGUUUUAUUAGCUUUGUUCUUGGCUUCUAAGAUGAUCUUCAAGUCUUGCUAUUCAUGCUUUAAUGUGUUAGCCGGAACCAAACCGCUAAGAUGUUACUUUGUCCCUUGAAUUUAGUCCUAUGAUAAAAUUCUGUGUGUUGAUAGUUGGUACAACCGGCAA
This is a messenger RNA of Tripterygium wilfordii, 1581 nucleotides long. RefSeq names its product methylsterol monooxygenase 1-1-like. Bases 293 to 1192 code for a protein of 299 amino acids. The transcript has 5 exons. Lineage: Eukaryota; Viridiplantae; Streptophyta; Magnoliopsida; Celastrales; Celastraceae. The record is from RefSeq and is a predicted model, not a curated record. Gene Ontology annotation, molecular function: iron ion binding; C-4 methylsterol oxidase activity. Gene Ontology annotation, biological process: sterol biosynthetic process.